Durusdinium trenchii is the source of this 951-nucleotide messenger RNA. The record is from the annotation of a GenBank genome assembly. Lineage: Eukaryota; Dinophyceae; Suessiales; Symbiodiniaceae.
AUGCUCUUUCAGGACUUGGAGAAGAACGGUGCCGCCAAUGGAUGGCCGCAGAAGAUUUGGAAAGUUGUUGGUGGCGGUUCUGAAGGUAUUCCUGUAACCAAGGAGCGCGGCGGCAAGAUUGAGAAAGAGCGUUUGUCUCAUGGCGCUUUGGUAGAAGAAUUGGAGCUCAAGCAAGACCUGAAUAUCAUGCGCUACCGGCGGAUGACAGGAAAAGGCCCCAAGGAGGGAUGGGUCCAGCUGGUUCGUCCCAGUGGCAUCAAGCCGCUGCUGGUGAAGACCGAGCUCCGGCCACCGGCGCAGAAGGCGCAGGGCCAAGACAUGGGCGUCGGCUCGCUGAUCGUGACGCCACUGCGCUGGGAUGCGGAAGAAGCGCUGAAACUCAUGGGUCGCAUGGAUGAGCUUGAGGCGGCGGCUGAAGCCUUGCAGAUGCAGCAAGCUCUACCGCCCGAGCCGAAGAAGCCAGUGACGAGCUCAGAGAAGUUCAUCAUGUUGCCUGGGCAGAUCGUCCGACCCGAGGGCUUCCCCAAGCUGGCAGACCUUGUGAUUUCAUCAGACUGCGUGUGCGAGCCGGCCUAUGGGGAGACCUGGGAACAGCUGGUGGAGGUCAUCGAGAAGAUCUUGGCGCCCAACGGCCACGCCAUCAUCUCCUUGAGGAACGUGCAAAAAAUUAGUACGAAAGCCUUGGGCUUUUGCUGGAAGGUACUUCACUAUCAAACAAGGGGAGACAUAGCUGAUGCUAGGCGGAGGAGCUACGACGGCAUUGAGAAGUUCGUGAUGCGCCUGGCGCGGAAUCUACGCUUCCAACGCUAUCGUUACCGGAAGUCACCGGAGAACGUGGAUGGCGUGGAUUUGAUUUGUGCAGCUUGGCCGGGCAAGAACGAGCAGUUCGAGCAGUCGGUGGACUCACCCAGAAACCCACGUGAUUCCCAAUACGCUGAAGGCGAAUUUUGA